AUGGACCACGGCCUCUCAACAGGUACCCAGCAGACCCAUGACGGGCUGCGGGAGCGGGUAUCACGUCCCGAUUCAACAGGGCGCGAUGCUCUCGUGUCCUCUGGCGAAGUGGAGUUCACUGACAAGUUCGGCCAAGAGCUGAAGACCUUUGGCAGAACCCCCGAUGGGACAGUGUUCACCGUGCCGCAGACCCACGACAUGGUCUCCCAGCUGCUCUCGCCUUCCGAGCCAAAGAACCUGUCCGAUCUCGCGGUGCUGGCCUUGUUGACAGGCCAUAUCUUGCUGGUCUGGCUGCUCCCCACGGGUCUCAAGAUCCCCGCCACAGCCGUCAUGUAUCUCUUCUGGCGCGCGGCCUACAACGCAGGGAUUGGAUGGUUGCUACACAACCAGUCGCACCACAAGACGCUGAUCCGAUGGGCCAAGAAGACCAAGAUCUUUGUCAACCCAGCCACCGGCGAUAAUCCACACCCGAGUCUGUACCGUUUGAUCAAGCGGGAACUGGAGACCAAGAUCCCGCACGAUUACUCGUUCGAAAAAGCACCAAUUGAAUACAAUACCUGGCUUGUCUUUCGGCGUCUGGUCGAUGUGAUCUUGAUGUGUGACUUCACGACCUACUGCUUGUUUGCCAUUGCCUGCGGCCACCAGCCCGAGGACGAGAGCAGCAUCAUGACCAUCCUGCGGUGGACUGCGGGCAUCGUGCUAGUGCUGUUCAAUCUCUGGGUCAAACUAGAUGCCCAUCGCGUAGUCAAGGACUAUGCCUGGUACUGGGGAGAUUUCUUCUACCUCAUCGACCAGGAGCUGACCUUCGACGGUGUCUUCGAGAUGGCCCCUCACCCCAUGUACUCGGUCGGCUACGCGGGAUAUUACGGUAUCUCGCUGAUGGCGGCGAGCUACAAAGUGCUAUUCAUCUCGAUUCUUGCCCAUGCAGCCCAAUUUGCCUUCCUGGUUCUAGUCGAGAAUCCCCACAUCGAGAAGACCUACAAUCCGCCUCCGCCCCGAAAGCGACCAACCGACUCCACCUCGGAUCUCAACAUCGGGCCAGACACGCCGACUGCACCAUCGGUGUCUGAUGACCUGUCGCCCAAUGCGUCUUCAUCGUAUUCGGCUAAGCCGCCGCCAUCGGUCCACAAUCUUCUCGGGUUGCACAACCUGGAUCUGUAUAGGACCACGGAUUCAUCGAUUAUGCUCAUCCAGUUGCUCGUAUUUGCAGUCACCGCAUUGACGCCCUCCACUCCGUGGUACCAACUGCUUUUCGUGGUUAAUGCUAUGGCAUGGAGAGUGUGGUACUCUGUAGGCAUUGGGUAUUUACUCACCAACCAGUCUAAUACCAAGGCAUGGACGAGACAUUUUGUCAAGUACGGCGAGACUCCGGUGGAAGCCUGGAACCAGUGGAAGGGUACUUACCAUCUCAGCAUGAUCAUGUGCUACGCCAGCUUCAUCGCUGCUGUCUGGAAGAUGUAUACCGUCCCUGCCGACUGGGGCUAUGGACUGGUGCUGUUCCGGCAUGUCCUGGGAGCAGGAUUAAUCUGCCUGCAGAUUUGGACUUCGGUCAGCAUCUACGACACUCUGGGCGAAUUCGGCUGGUUUUAUGGUGAUUUCUUCUUCGAUGAAUCGCUGAAGCUGAGCUAUGAUGGCAUCUAUCGCUUCUUGAACAACCCAGAACGCGUCUUGGGUCUGGCUGGUGUCUGGGGCGCGGUGCUGAUUACAAGCAGUGGAGCCAUUACCUUCCUGGCUCUCCUCAGUCACAUCCUGAGCCUGGCCUUUAUUCAGUUUGUGGAACGUCCUCACAUGCAGAAGCUGUAUGGUCGUAGCCUGCGCCAGGAUGGCGGCGUCGUCAAGAAUCUGAAGAAGUCUCUGCCGCCUUCUCUCCAGCAACUGCACGGCAGUGUCGACAAGAUGUUCGAUGAGUCCUUCGAGUUCAUCGAGGAGAUUCUCGACAAUGCCCGCCCGAAGCUAGCUGCCGGUGUUAACACCUUCGUCAAGGAUACCACGGCGCUCUUCCAGAAAUACCCUGCGCGCGUCACUAUCUCCCGGAUCGACCCCGAUCUGGCGGGCUUUGAUCUCCGUGAUUACUCGCUAUCUGUGGAAGGCACCGAUGCCGUAAAUGUCGGUGACACCGAUCAGGGCAAGGGCCGUGAGGGAGCCAACGCACGCAUGCCCCUGGACCGACGAGGCGACCUGAAGAACCUCUCUUUCGAAUACGGCGCUCCCAUCAAGGUCAAAUGGGCCGCCCCGCUCAACCACAGCAAGAAAGACUGGAUCGGCCUUUAUCGUGUCACCGAUAACACGUCGCGUGAAGUCUCCCGAGUCUCGUCACAGGGCCGCUGGGUCGCCACCAACGAGGGCGUCUAUGACAAUCUGACCUGCGAGAAAGGCAUCGUCACCAGCGACGUGGUAAUUCCGUCGUCUGACCGUAAGGACAACGACAGCCGUGACUUUGCGUCGGGCGAGAUCGUGUUCUCGGGCGACAAGCUCUUCUGGACACAGGGCGUAUUCGAGUUCCGGUAUCACCACAACGGCAUGCAUAAUGUCAUGGCAAUCUCAAGACCGUUUGAGAUCCGCAUUUGCCGCUUUGACGAGGAUGACACCGUCGCCGAUGCCAAUGGCAUUGUCGAGACGGCCGUCGAGAACGCUUUGCUUCCUGUCGUCCGCAACUGCUUCGACCGUGAUCCUGAGGUCGCUCCGGAGACCGUGGACGAACAGUUUGGCGGACUCGUCGAGCGGGAAGGCAAGUUUGCCAAACGGGUCGUCUUUGCCGUUCAUCAGAUGUGA
Molecule: messenger RNA, 2772 nt
Organism: Penicillium riverlandense
Lineage: Eukaryota; Fungi; Ascomycota; Eurotiomycetes; Eurotiales; Aspergillaceae
Product: phosphatidylethanolamine N-methyltransferase
Exons: 2
Coding region: 1-2772 (923 amino acids)
Biological process (GO): phosphatidylcholine biosynthetic process
Molecular function (GO): phosphatidylethanolamine N-methyltransferase activity
Source: RefSeq, a predicted model, not a curated record